AUAAUAUUACCAGCUAAAGUGGUCUUACAAGAUACUUGUCGUCAGAAACUAGACUGGGAUGCCGAGUUACCUAUAGAUUGUCAAGCAAAGUGGAAUAUUUGGUGUAGACAUAUAAAAGGGUUAGACCACUUAAGAAUACCAAGGUGUUUGAAACCAGGGUUUGAACCAUCAUCUGCGCAAAUUCAUUGUUUUGCCGACGCCUCCGAGCUUGUGUAUGGUGUUGUUGCGUAUAUUCGUUAUGAAGGUGUUUCUGGUCAGAUCCAUUGUUCGUUCCUGCUAGCUAAGUCUAGGGUUGCUCCUCUAAAACUUGUCACCAUACCCAGAAUGGAAUUAACGGCCUGCGUUCUGUGUGCUAAGAUUGGAAGGCACGUAAGGGAACAGUUAAGUAUCCCCAUUUCGUCAGUUAUUUAUUGGACCGAUUCGACAGUUGUGCUUCAUUGUAUAAAAAAUACGACUAAAAGGUUUGAAAGGUUUGUGAGUAACAGGCUAGAAACUAUACAUGAGCUGUCUACGCCAAACCAGUGGAGAUAUGUGAAAAUCAAAUUGAAUCCUGCGGAUCACGCGUCACGUGGAUUAUCACUAAAUGAUAAGGCUAAGUUAAGGGAGUAGCUACAAGGGCCAGGAUUCUUGUGGGAGGAAGAAGGCAAAUGGCCUAGCCUAGAAAAGGUUGAGAACACUGUAGCCCAUGUGCUGAAAGAAGAUUUCGAACCCCCAAGAUGCAAUGAUGAGUUUCUAGAUCGAUUUCGUACGUGUAAGUCGUGGUCUAGGCUUCUAAGGGUAUUUUCAUACUGCAGACGGUUUGUCAAUAAUAUGUUAAGCAAGAGGAAUGGAAGUCAUCUAGCCUUAGGUGCACUAGGUGCUGAGGAUAUCGAAAAUUCGAAGAGCGACAUAAUUAUACUAGUCCAAAAUAUCGCGUUCCUGGACGAGAAAAGAAUCCUAAGUAGUUCCCCGUUAAUGCCCGGAGAUAACGCUUCGAGACAACAAGAAAGUCAGGAAACAAUGAACGAGAUGGUCAGGAGGAAAAAUUUAAUCCGUCAAAGUUCUAUAAGAAACUUCAACCCCUUUAUGUUAGAAGGCAAAAUUCGCGUGGGAGGACGUUUGUAGCUAGCAUGUUUACACUUUGAAACUAAAUAUCCGAUUAUUCUCCCUAAUAAUCUGUGGCAAGCCCAUUUGGCCACUGUAUCAUCUGUCUAUUCAUUGUAACUCAGACUCUUAAUUCACUAUGUUAAUUUCGGUGUGUAUGAUCGAAUGCAUGUCUGUACAUUAACUCUUAAGCUAUCCUCCUAUUGGUUUCAAUGUGCAGAUAAUCGAUAAUUUAUCCACACCCGAUUAACUCGCAAAAAUAUAUAUGGGUUUUAAACAGACACACACUCACUCUGUUUCAUCGUGUGCUUGCUCACCGUACGCUUGUGGAUUUUUAUUAAUCAUUAACAAUAAACUAUCUCUAUAACUGGUGUUCAGGCUUCUCAAUAAUCUCGAGUAAAUUCGCAAUUCUACUAGGAGAUUAAGCCUACCUAGAAUACUCAGUUAACGGGAUAUUAUUUAUUGGAGUCAGAUAUUAAGGACAUUAGCCUCUACAUAUUGGUGACCCGCCUUUAGAACGCGCACCAUUUUCCUCCAAAGUCUGCUGCAUUCUCCUCAAGCGUAUCAUAAAGAACUUCAUAUUGGAAUUAUUAUAAUCAAUAACAAUCCAUUGACAGUCAUAAUAAAUUCACUCAUAACAUUUUCCCUUUGGAAUUAUUACUGUAUAUUCUCAUAUAUAUACCCAAAGUGACAAUUUUUCUUUUCGGUGAGUCUUAUAUAUAUUUUUUUUGUUAUUUUUGAUUUCUUCAUAUUGUAUAUUUCAAACCUCAGUUUAUUAUUAUUAUUGCUCCUUCGUACCAUGUCAGUUGAUAAUUCGCUAAGCCUAUCAUCUAAAUCUAUUUCCGUGGGUGCCAUUUCUGUACAUUUACCUAUUUUUAAUCCACGAAAGGCUGAACUCUGGUUUGCUCGCUUAGAAAGCUUUUUUGUUGCAAACAAAAUCACAAAUCAGAGUACGAAAUUUAGUUACGCAAACUCACUGCUGCCGGACGACGUCAUUGAACAAGUGCCUGAUGUUAUUUUUAAGCCGGAUCCUGACUCACCAUUCGAUUGUCUAAAAAGAGAGGUCAUUCGUGUCACAUCUCUCACCGACUAACAGACAAUUGAUCAACUUUUAGCCAACGUGGAGCUAGGUGACAAUACACCAUCACAGUUAAAACGCCACAUGACAAACUUAUUAGGAAAUCGUAUAGUAGACAAACGUCUACUAUAUCAAUUGUGGCUCAGACGUCUCCCUCAAAACAUUCAACAGAUACUUGCAAUUGGAGACGAAGACGUCGAUUUUGAUAGGCUAGCAGACAUAGCCGACAGAAUUUACGAACGGUCCAAGACUCACCUUGUAUCUCAAAUCCAAUCAAGCUCAGCUGACGAGAUCGCCGAGUUACGACGAUCAGUUGAUACCCUUACCAAACAGAUAACUCAGAUCCAAUUAUUGAAUGCCUCCCACAGUAAGCGUAGAGGAACAUCCACAAGCCGUAGACGACGUAGUCCAAGCACUGCUAGAUACAACAUUUGUUGGUACCAUAGAACAUAUGGCAAACAAGCUAGAAAAUGCACUCCGCCUUGUAACUUUGCAAGCACACAGAAAAAGGGACGUCAAGACCGCAGGUUAAUGACGACUGCACUCACUGACCACAACUCUCAAGACAGUCGUCUAUUAUAUGUUACAGACAAAAGAACCGGCACACAGUUUUUAGUCGACACUGGGGCAGAGGUUAGUGUAGUACCACCUACUGCACUCGAGAAAAACACACCUGACCCCAAACUAAAACUAAAAGCUGCAAACAGGUCUGACAUCAAGACGUACGGCAGAAGGCGGUUACAAUUAAAUUUUGGUCCUAAAUCUAAUUUUUCCUGGAGUUUCAUCAUAGCGGACGUCCUCGUUCCUAUAAUCGGCAUUGAUUUUCUGCAAUUCCACAAAAUACUGGUAGACGUCAGAAAUAGGAAACUUGUCCUUGCCGGACAAAGUAAGGAAAUUAGAGGAAUUAUAUCAAAUGAGACUUCCAUACAUUUAUUAGUUAAACCUCAUCACGAGGAUGACAAAUACGUCAAUUUACUUAAUCAGUUUCCAGACUUAUUACGACCGAGUUUCAAACACGACAAACCGACGCAUACCGUCGUACAUUACAUAAAGACAGAGGGUCCACCAGUGUUCACACGUCCAAGACGCCUUGAUCCCUCUCGUCUGGCUAUCGCAAAGAACGAAUUCAACAAAAUGAUUGAGUUGGGCAUCAUACGCCCCUCCGAUAGUCCGUGGGCAUCACCGCUCCAUAUGGUACUUAAGAAAAACUCUUCCGAAGUUAGACCGUGCGGUGACUAUAGAGCUCUCAACAGCCGGACCAUACCAGAUAGAUACCCUCUCCCACAUUUGCAUGACUUCACUCAUAGCCUAUCUGACGUGUCGAUUUUUUCAAAAAUUGAUCUCGCCCGUGCUUACCAUCACAUUCCAAUUCAUCCGGACGAUGUUCCUAAAACAGCCAUUACUACCCCCUUUGGACUAUACGAAUUCGUCCGCAUGCCUUUCGGAUUAAGGAAUGCUGCACAAAGUUUCCAGCGUUUUAUUGACCAAGUGGUACGGGGCUUACCGUUUGUGUAUGCUUACAUAGAUGACCUACUUAUAGCAAGCAAAUAUGAAAAUGAACAUCUAACUCAUCUGAAGAUGCUUUUGAGAAGCUAAAUGAGUAUGGGUUAGCAGUCAAUCCUGACAAAUGCGAGUUCGGAAAACAAUCCCUCACCUUUUUAGGUCACGUACUUGAUAAUCAAGGCAUUAAACCAGUUCCUGAGGAAACACAAGCUAUCAAAAAUUAUCCUUUGCCUGAUUCAUUCAAGAAACUACGACGUUUCCUUGGGAUGAUCAACUUUUACAGACGUUUUAUCCCUAAAUGUGCAGACUUAGCAAAACCACUAACUGAUUUAUUAAGGGGACGAGCUAAAUCAUUAGCAAUGACACCGCAAGCAAUUCAAGCAUUUGAUCAGUUGAAAAGCGCUUUAAGCACAGAGGUAUUACUCGCACGACGAAAGGUUGAUGCACCUUUGGCAAUAAUGACCGACGCUUCUAACGUAGCAGUAGGUGCUGUACUUCAGCAACGUGUCAAUGAACAAUGGCAACCCUUUGCAUUUUUCUCAAAAAAGUUAAACGCAACGCAAACAAAAUAUAGCACAUUCGGUAGAGAACUGUUGGCUAUCUACUUAGCCAUCAAACACUUUCGCUACAUGUUAGAAGGCAAUUCUUUCACGAUAUAUACUGAUCACAAACCUCUAACUAAGUCCUUGAUGCACAAUCAUGAUAAAUACAGUCCGCGCGAAAUUCGUCAACUAGAAUUCAUUUCACAAUUUGCAGCUGAUAUACGCUAUAUUAAAGGCAAUGUAAAUGAGGCAGCAGAUGCACUAUCGAGAUUAAAUAUCAAUACCUUCUCGAUCCCUGAUAUAGACUAUCAAGAAAUGGCAAAGCAUCAAAAGCUCGAUACGGAGCUACAAAAACUUUUGCAGUCUAAGGAAACGAAAUUAUUAUUCCAAAACAUCCCCAUAAACAACAAGGACACCUUAACUUGUGAUACCUCAACAGGUAAAACUCGCCCUUUUGUACCUUUCGGUAUGAGACGAAAUAUUUUUGAGAAAUUACACAAUAUAUCUCAUCCAGGUAUAAAAGCCACUGUAAAGCUUGUCACAGAUAGAUUUGUAUGGCCAAAAAUAAACAAAGACGUACGAAAAUGGUCACGGGAAUGCGGCCAAUGCCAAAAGUCAAAAGUACAUAGGCACAUCAUAUCUCCUACCGGAAUUUUUCCCGCCGCUAGCGCUAGGUUCGACCAUAUUCAUAUCGACAUUGUUGGACCGUUACCGGUUUCUAAUGGUUACACGCAUAUAUUAACAUGUAUAGAUAGAUUUACGAGAUGGCCCAUAGUUGUUCCGUUAAAAGACACGUCAGCAUCAACAGUGGCGAAGAAGCUGGUGAAACACUGGAUUACAAACUUCGGUGUCCCUACAACAAUUACGACCGACCGUGGAACGCAAUUCGAAAGCAAACUAUUUCAGCAACUUACAGAUACUUUCGGUAUAAAGAGAAUUAGAACCACUGCUUAUCAUCCGUCUGCUAAUGGAAUGAUAGAAAGAUUCCAUAGACAGUUAAAAGCCUCUUUGACGGCCGCACGAGGAGAUUACAAAUGGGAUAUCAAGCUUCCUUUGAUACUAUUAGGCAUUCGCUCAACCAUCAAACAAGACCUCGGUUGUUGUGCUGCUGAGUUGUACUUUCAUUUUAAAAACAAUUCCGUUCUUUAUUUCUUAGUCGAACAUAGAUGUUAAUCCAAUUUUUUUUUGGUACAUAAAAACAUCAAUGUUCUGGAUGGGAGCUUAUGUGGCAAGCCCAUUUGGCCACUGUAUCAUCUGUCUAUUCAUUGUAACUCAGACUCUUAAUUCACUAUGUUAAUUUCGGUGUGUAUGAUCGAAUGCAUGUCUGUACAUUAACUCUUAAGCUAUCCUCCUAUUGGUUUCAAUGUGCAGAUAAUCGAUAAUUUAUCCACACCCGAUUAACUCGCAAAAAUAUAUAUGGGUUUUAAACAGACACACACUCACUCUGUUUCAUCGUGUGCUUGCUCACCGUACGCUUGUGGAUUUUUAUUAAUCAUUAACAAUAAACUAUCUCUAUAACUGGUGUUCAGGCUUCUCAAUAAUCUCGAGUAAAUUCGCAAUUCUACUAGGAGAUUAAGCCUACCUAGAAUACUCAGUUAACGGGAUAUUAUUUAUUGGAGUCAGAUAUUGAGGACAUUAGCCUCUACAAGUCACUUUGUUACAGAUAUGAUUAUAAUGCAUCAUCAUUCGAUUAACGCACACGUCGGAGUUACUCAAACUCUGAGUAGUAUUCGUGAGAAGUAUUGGAUUGUUAGAGGAUAUUCUGCUGUUCGGAAGGUUCUAAAACGAUGCUACUUAUGUAGAAGACUUUACUCUAUGCCAUAAUCCCAAAUAAUGGCACCGUUACCGGAAUACCGAGUCGAGACUCAUUCACCACCCUUUAGUCAAGUAGGUAUGGAUUACUUCGGACCGUUCUAUGCCAAACGAGGUAGAGUUGUCGAGAAACGUUAUGGCUGUUUAUUCACCUCCUUAUCUAUUAGGGCUGUUCACAUAGAAAUGGCCUACUCUUUAGAUACGGAUUCAUUUCUAUGUGCAUUAUCAAGAUUUAUUGCCAGAAGAGGAUGCCCAAAGCGUAUUUUUAGUGAUAACGGCACAAACUUCUGAGGUGCAGACGCUAGUUUGAGACAGAUUAUACGUUCCUGGAAUACAAAUAAAAUAGAAAACCACCUUAAAGAACGAGAAUGUGAGUGGCGUUUCAACCCACCUAGGUCAAGUCAUCGAGGUGGUGUGUGGGAACGCAUCAUAAGAUCUAUUAGAAGAAUCUUAAGAGUGCUUUUAUUCCAGAAUGUGUUGACCGAUGAAACUCUGCAAAGCUUCUUAACUGAGGCGGAACGGAUAUUGAAUGACAGACCUCUGGUUAAAAUGACAGAUGACCCUGGUACCCUAGAAGUUCUUACUCCGAACAAGUUGUUACUGGUUUAUAAAAAAAUAUCAUUCGAUGAUGCUUCGGUGGAUAAGACGUUAUUAUACAACAAAAGAUGGAAAGAAGCUCAAAAAUUAACCACCACAUUCUGGAAUAGAUGGAUAAAAGAAUAUUUACCGACUCUCCAAACAAGAGACAGAUGGUUGGACGUACACAGGAACUUACAACCAGGUGACUUAGUCCUUGUUAGUAACGUCAAAGUGAAUAUUGGUCUAUGGCCUAAGGCUAUUGUCGAGCAAGUAAGCCAUGGCCCGGAUGGACGAGUCCACAUGGCAAAGUCGAGAACUUCAAAAGAAGAAAUCGUCAGAGAUGUGCGAAGCCUAUGCCUGCUAGAAGAAUCCGGUUAUCUGACGGCGACGACGACCCUGGACAAUGGACGUGGUGCGCGUUUCGGGGGGGGAGUGUAAAAUGUGAUCGAUAGACGAACUCACCAAUAAUAAACGGAAACACCCAUCACCACAUUAACUCCUUUUGACCUUGUACUACUGUAUCUCUUUAUUAACCAAUCACAGUUUGAUGUUCAUUGUAAAACAAUAUUUACUUGUUGACUCAUUUUUCCUAUUCUCCGGCUACUGUUCGAAACAGAUAAAGUUUAUCUAGCCAAAUAGCUUGCUUGUUCUGACUUUGGCCAAACCAAGACUCUGUAUUCGACGGUCUAAAGAAUAGUUCAGAAUUAAACCUGUAGGAAAUUGCUCCCGACACAAUGGAAUAAAGGAUUUCUUGAAAAUAUCUUAUUUCACUUAGGAAACUCAGCUAGUUUUUUCCACAUUUUAAGGGAUGCAUAUAACUGACAAUAAGAAGCAUUCCUAUGGUAACAUUGAUUUGACGAUUAUUAGUACUAAAUAAUUAUCGAGCACAGAUUUAUUUUUGACUUCAAGCUACACUUUAAAGCUAGUAAUACUAUCCGGUUGCUUAAAUAGAAGUUGGCAAAGCAGCAAACAACUGCGCUUAAAGCACUAACUUCAAAGUAUCAGGUGCUGGGCUGCAACAGGCAUCAUCAUAAGGAAUGGAUCUCUAUCAAGACCCUGCACAAGAUUCAAGAGAGGAAGAACAAGAAGACAGAAAUUAACAACAGUCGAAAAAGAACAGAGAAAGUCAAGGCACAGACCACAUAAACAGAAACAAACAAGCAAGUGGAGAAGACCACUAGUGCAGAAAUAUGUGGAAGACCGAGCAACGACAGAGGAAAGGUUUCAGGAGAAGGAAAUAUGAGACAGCUAUAUGACACAACGAAGAAACUGGCAGGAAAUAUGGUAAAGGAGAGAGAAAAGUCAGGGACAAAGAAGGUAAGACAAUCAACGAGACUCAAGAACAGAGGAAAAGAUGGGUAGAACACUUCGAGGAACUGUUGAAUAGACCAGCUCCACUGAACUCAUCGGACAUCGAAGCAGCACUUACAAACCUUUUAGAUGUCACUCCGUGAACGACCGAAGAAAUCAGGAUGUUCGUCAGAUAAAUAAAGAAGGGGAAAACAGCACUACCUGAAAGCUUACAGACUGAACCAAUAGGUGUCAGAUAUAGAAGUGACUGCGAAGAUAUUCUAUGUUCUAUCCAGGAGGUUUGUGAGGAAGAACAAGUACUGCCGGACUUGAAAGAAGGAUAUCUCAUCAAGAUACCGAAGAAAAAUCUCAACAUGUUGGAGAACUACAAAGACACUACGCUACUAUCAAUAGCGGAAAAAUUUUUCAAGUGUUGUUGAGCCGUAAGAAGAUUCAGUAGACGCACAACCUCGAAAUUAACAGGCUAGAUUUCGUAAGGAUUGAUCGUGCACAGACAAAAGCGCAACCCUACGGAUCAUCGUUGAACAAUCGAUUGAAUGUAGUUCAUCCUUAUAUUAUCAAAUUCCUUGUCUAUGAGAAAGCAUCUGAGAGUGUGGAUAGGAGGACCUUAUGUAAAGUUCUUCAACAUUAUGGUGUAGCUAAAAGGUCGUCAACACCGUUCGGAAUUCAUACGACGGACUACACUGUAAAGUCGUGGGUGGCGGACAACUCACAGACUCAUUCGAAGUGAGGACCGGUGUCUGACAAGACUGCUCACUCUUGCCCCUUAUCAUUCUUAAGGUGAUUGAUCGGAUCAUCAAGACUUCCAUAUCUCAGUGGAAGCGUGGAAUGCAAUAGUUAGCUUAGAUGUUACUAGAAGAUUUGGACUUCGCAGAUUGCCUUCUUUUCUAUCCCAUGCACACACACGAACAAAUGUAGGUCGGAACAGCCAGUAUAGCAACAGCCUCUAUAUCAAUAGGCUUCAAUAUACACAAAGGAAAGAGCAACAUCCUCUAAUACAACACAGAGAACACUAACGCGAUCACAUUUGAUGGGGAAGCUCUGGAAACGUCCAACUACCUGCUCAGCAUCAUCGAUGAACACAGAGGAUCUGAUGCAGACGUAAAGGAGAGGAUCGGAAAAGCAAGAGCAGCAUUCUUACAAUUGAAGAACAUAUGGAAAUCAAAACAACUGUCAACCAAUUGCAAAGUCAUAAUCUUCAAUACGAGUGUUAAGACAGUUCUACUGUAUGGAGCUGAAACGUGGAGAACUAAUACAACCAUAAUCAAAAGUGCACAAGUAUUAACAAACCAUUUACUACACAAGAUACUUAAUCUCAUCAGCAACAAUCUAUUGUGGGAGAGAAAAAACCAGCCUCGAGCUGAAGAGAAAAUUAGGAAAGGCACUGGAAGUGGAUAGGACAUACAUUGAGGAAAUCAUCAAAGUGCAUUAUGAUACAAGCGCUAACUUGGAAUCCUGAAGGGGAACAGAAUAGAGGAAGACCGAAGAACACAGUACGUCGGGAAUCGGAAGCAGACAUGAAAAGGAUGAAUAGCAACGGAAACAACCAGAUAGGAUUGUUCAGGAGAAAGUUGGACGAAGAAUGCUGGUAGACGGCCUAUGCUGCUUCACGAAGUGUAAUAGGUGUAAGUAAGUAAGUAAGUAAGAGUAGCGGUCGAAUAUAGUAAUGAUUUGAUAAAUUCAUCUUUUUCCAAUUAACCUCUAAUUAGUAAAAAUAUAUUGAUCUUAACGAACUUUUAAAAACAUAUUCAUACAGUUGUGUGUAUAUAAAA
Schistosoma haematobium is the source of this 9680-nucleotide messenger RNA. RefSeq lists its product as uncharacterized. NCBI's taxonomy places the organism in Eukaryota, Metazoa, Platyhelminthes, Trematoda, Strigeidida, Schistosomatidae. The transcript has a single exon. The record is from RefSeq and is a predicted model, not a curated record. Gene Ontology annotation, biological process: proteolysis. Bases 2246 to 3757 code for a protein of 503 amino acids. Gene Ontology annotation, molecular function: aspartic-type endopeptidase activity.